ACCACAGCAGCGCCGGGUAGCUCCUUGAACGAGCCAAUCACAGGGGGGCUUUCAGGCAUUUAAACCGUGUGGCGUCAUUUUCGCUAAAUUCAAACUUCGCAGGCAGAGGAGAGAGAAAGGCCAGUGUUCUCCACGUUUUCUGGAAGAGGUCGUGUGGAAACGUGGGCUAAGAUGGCGCAGUUUGGGUUCGAGAAUGACAUCCACAGCAUCCUGAAGCUGGACAUGCCCAUCACGAACGCCCCCAUGGCCAGGUGGCAGAGAAAGGCCAGCUCGUCGAACACGUCCGCCCUGAGCGGCUUGUCACCCGGGAAAUCUGCUAACGUGUCGCUGAGCUCGUCGAAAACGCCGAGCAAAACACCAGGAAAAAGUAAAAAACAGACGCCGUCCAAGAUGGGGGGCGACCGCUUCAUUCCCACGAGAAACAGUAACCAGAUGGAUGUGGCGAGUUUCCUGCUCUCAAAGGAGAAUGAGCCCAUGGACACUAACAAUGCAGCAGGAACAUCAGAAAGCCAGAAAGCCUGGUCAAUGUCACUGAAUGGAUACAACAUCGACGACGCGAAGAUCCUGCACCUGGGGGGGAAACCACUGAACGCACCCGAGGGCUAUCAAAACAACUUGAAAGUCCUCUACAGCCAGGUUGCGACUCCCGCCUCAGUCAAAAAGACGCGAUACAUAUCUUCAACACCUGACAGAAUCUUGGACGCGCCUGAGCUCCGAAACGACUUCUAUUUAAAUCUGCUCGACUGGAGCAGUCGAAAUGUUCUUGCUGUGGCUCUUCACAACAAUGUUUACCUGUGGGAUGCCACUCAAGGAGACAUCACCCUCCUCAUGAUGUUGGAGCGUGAGGAGGACUACAUCUGCUCAUUGUCCUGGACCAAAGAGGGAAGCUACCUGGCUAUUGGCACCAGUGAUUGCAAAGUUCAGUUGUGGGAUGUUGAAAACCAGAAGCGUCUACGCACCAUGGCCAGCCACACAGCCAGAGUUGGUAGCCUGAGCUGGAAUGACCAUGUUCUUUCCAGUGGCUCCAGAUCAGGGCACAUUCACCAUCAUGAUGUGAGGGUGGCAGACCAUCACAUCAGCACGCUCAGUGGUCACUCGCAGGAGGUGUGUGGGCUGAAGUGGUCCCCCGAUGGGCGAUACCUGGCUAGCGGAGGAAAUGACAACUUGGUGUGUGUGUGGCCCCGUGCGCAGGAGGGCAGCGUCAGCAACGACAGCCAGUGUCUCCUCCGCUGUAGUGAACAUCAAGGAGCUGUUAAGGCCUUGGCCUGGUGUCCAUGGCAGCCAAAUAUCCUUGCAUCCGGGGGUGGUACCAGUGAUCGUCACAUCCGUAUCUGGAAUGUAAACAGUGGCUCCUGCAUCAGUUCACUUGACACUCAGUCUCAGAUUUCAUCAAUGGUAUUUGCACCCAACUAUAAGGAGCUGGUCUCUGCCCAUGGAUAUGCCCACAACAAUGUUGCUAUCUGGAAGUAUCCGUCUCUCACCAGAGUCGCAGAGCUCAAUGGCCAUGAGGACAGAGUUCUCAGUUUGACUCUGAGCCCAGACUGCUCUACUGUUGCGACUGUUGCUGGUGAUGAAACUAUUCGUAUGUGGAAGAGCUUCGAAAUGGAUCCUGUUAAGAAGAAGGCCAAAGACAGGCUGGUCAAAUCAACCAGCAGUGUCAUUCAUCAGUCAAUCAGAUGAUUUCCUUGACUUACCCGACUUUGGCUGGGGUUGUUGGUUUUUUUGGGGGGGUCUGUGCUGAAUGAUUUGGUGCAAAUGUUUUAUUUAAUCCACAAUAAAGAUUUCCACCCAGUGUUUUAGCCAUAUAUGGCAUCUUGCUGUACCUGUUUACACAGGUCUGCUGUAAUGUGGUAAAGUACAAGUGUUGGCUUUCAGGCUGUACUGUUCUAGAGAUUUAUUAACAGCCUUCAGUUAGCCUUAUAUCUUAAUCAUGAUGCAUUGUAUACAAUGAACUGGGUUAUGAAUAAAUGUUGUUUACUUUA
Scophthalmus maximus (turbot) is the source of this 1982-nucleotide messenger RNA. It is a transcript of the gene cdc20, whose product is annotated as cell division cycle 20 homolog. Gene Ontology annotation, cellular component: anaphase-promoting complex. The transcript is spliced from 11 exons. The record is from RefSeq and is a predicted model, not a curated record. Gene Ontology annotation, biological process: positive regulation of anaphase-promoting complex-dependent catabolic process; anaphase-promoting complex-dependent catabolic process; positive regulation of ubiquitin protein ligase activity. Gene Ontology annotation, molecular function: protein binding; ubiquitin ligase activator activity; anaphase-promoting complex binding. NCBI's taxonomy places the organism in Eukaryota, Metazoa, Chordata, Actinopteri, Pleuronectiformes, Scophthalmidae. The coding region runs from base 172 to 1680 and encodes 502 amino acids.